Molecule: messenger RNA, 1692 nt
Organism: Cuscuta epithymum
Lineage: Eukaryota; Viridiplantae; Streptophyta; Magnoliopsida; Solanales; Convolvulaceae
Source: the annotation of a GenBank genome assembly
AGCUAGCUAGUUCUCACUCUUUCUCUAUAUAUAUAGAAGUAUGUGUGUUCGAGUCAUUUUGGUGUGUUACGUUGUAGCAAAAAUUAAAUAAAGCAGGCAUGGAUAUUGCCAUGGAUGAAUCUGCAGGCGUAAACCCAACUAGGCUUAAGGGCGGAAUGAUAGUUUGUUGGAUUCUUGGACUUGGAAAUCUUCUGGCAUGGAACUGCAUGCUCACUAUCGGAGACUAUUAUUAUCAACUCUUUCCUAAAUACCAUCCUUCAAGAGUGCUUGCCCUUGUGUACCAACCCUUCUCCAUUGCCACAAUUGCAAUACUGUCUUAUAAAAGUGAAGAGAUUGAUAGGAGGAAGCGGAACUUGGUGGGAUAUCUCUUAUUCACUUUAGGAACAUCUUCACUCCUACUGAUAGAUUUUGCAACGUCGGGGAAGGGGGGGCUCGGAGUCUACAUAGGCAUUUGUAUCAUUGUUGCUUCUUUUGGAGUGGCCAGUGCCCAUGUAGAAGGUGGUAUUGUCGGAGAAAUCUCAUCCAUGUCCCCAAAACUCAUCCAAUCCUUCUUUGCUGGAAUAGCUGCCUCAGGUGCACUCACUUCUGGACUUAGGCUGGUGACAAAAGCUGCAUUUGAGCUCUCCUCUCACAAUCUUAGGAAGGGAGUUAUCUUGUUUCUGACCAUUACCACAUUGUUGGAGUUGUUGUGCUUUAUUCUCUACGCAUUCAUUUUCCCAAAAUUACCAAUAGUGAAAUACCAUCGCUCAAAGGCCGCGGCUUUAGAGAGAUCGCCAAGUGAAACAACAUGUAAUAGGAUAAGCAAGAAGGAAUUGUUCAAAGAGAACAUAGAUUAUGCAUUGGACCUCUACCUCAUAUAUGCUCUAACCUUAUCCAUUUUCCCUGGAUUUUUGUAUGAGAACACCAUCGGGUCCCACAAGCUCGGUUCAUGGUAUCCUAAUGUUCUAGUAGCGGUAUUCAAUGUUUGGGAUCUCAUAUCAAGAUACAUACCACUUGUUAAGAGAAUGACAUUGAAAUCCAGGAAGGGAUUGAUGAUAGCGACGCUGUCCCGCUUCUUGUUGGUACCGUGUUUCUACUUCACAGCUAGAUACGGUGAAGAGGGAUGGAUGAUCAUGUUGGUGUCAAUCCUCGGACUCACAAACGGUUAUCUCACCGUCUCUGUCCUCACUGCAGCCCCCAAAGGCUACAAGGGAGUAGAGGCAAAUGCAUUGGGUAACAUGCUAGUGUCAUGUCUUCUUACUGGUGUGUUUUCUGGUGCGGCUCUUGACUGGUUGUGGCUCAUUGGCAAUAGUGACUUUUAAAUGAAAAGGCUCAGUACAUAAUGUUUUGAGGAUGUUUGAAAUUACAAAUUUAUAGUAAUUACUCCAUUCGAGAUUAUUAUCAAACGGAGUAGUAUAUGCGUGCGCGCACACACUACUCCUCAGUUUUAUGGUGUAAGUUAUUCAUGCAUGAAAACUCUGUUUGUUCCAAAUGUGUGAGCAGUGGGUUCCGAGGAACGCUGCAUACACAAGGUAUAGUUUGCUCAAUGCAACAUUUUAAGUAUUUAACUUACUCACAAAUGUUGUUCACAAUUAGCGUGCGGGUUCAGUGCUAUCGCAUGCACCUAGUACCCAAAAUGCUCCACCCCCUCCUCCCAAAGGUCACAUGGGAUCAACCCUUCAAAUAAUAAUACCAAGUCCCAUGCUAGUACGC